Messenger RNA from Daktulosphaira vitifoliae (grape phylloxera), 3147 nucleotides. RefSeq lists its product as uncharacterized. The record is from RefSeq and is a predicted model, not a curated record. NCBI's taxonomy places the organism in Eukaryota, Metazoa, Arthropoda, Insecta, Hemiptera, Phylloxeridae. The transcript has 4 exons. Bases 261 to 1388 code for a protein of 375 amino acids.
UUGCCUCCCAGUAGUCAAACGUUAAACCCCAACACCGGUCGAAUUUCGCGUGAGUUGCUGUUUUCAGAGCUGAACGGGUGCUGAAGAUAAGCAUGUACAAGUUAUUUGUUAAAUAAUUCGGCCUAAUAAAGUUUUCAAAAACAAAUCGCUGUGGAUUGUCAACGGUUCACAGAUAAUUUAAUGAUGGUUUAUUUUUGGUCAACAAUAUUGUAAGAUUGCGACAUUCCCUUAAAAUUGAUUUCUUUAGACAAUCACUCAUUAUGUCACACGGUUACUAUAACAACGGUUUUAACAAUAUGUAUGAGGUGGAUCAUAGAUAUGAAGAAAUCCCUGAUAUUGAUCCAUCAAUGGAUUUCGAGUCAUUGGAUGAUUCAGCGUUUUACUAUAGAGAAUCGCCAACAAGAAUUCAAAGACCUGUUGACAAUCAUCAAGUUGAUCCAGCAGAAAGAUCUCUACUGUUGCGUAAUCAUAUGAACGGAUUGAUAAACAGAUCUAGACGUACUACACCACCUCAACCUAGAAUGGCGUCUACUCCAACGGCGGACGCCAACAAUAGUAAGAAGACAGCAGCAGUUAUUCCUUGUAAAGCCAGACGUCGGUUGGAUGUUUACGGUACUAGUUUGCCCGGUACCCCAACCCGUGGAGAUGUAUUCGCCCCAAUGAUCGCUCAAACUGUCGUUAAACCUGGACAGCCUACGGUUCGCCGAGCGCGGUCUUCUGCUGCUUUAUACAACAAACACAAACGUCAACCCGAAUUCUUGUCCGAGUACAAUCUUGACACUUGUGUACCGGCAACUGGAGUCCAGUACAACCGCCCGAGAAACACUGCUAUUAUACAGCCCAUUUACAAAGCACCGUCCUCAGUUUUUCAAGUUGAAGAAAAAAUGCCCGAAUCUCCGAGUAAACCAUCAUGGUCGCAUACGCCUCCCCGAACAUCAGUACAAACACUUCCUGUUUGUACGUUGUGGACAGCCGCCAUGGUAUUAGUCGUAUCUGGAACAGCCAGUUGUAUGUUUUGCUUCUAUCUCAUUUCACGACGAGGGCGACUGUAUUACUUGAACGCUGGACUUUUAGCGGCUGUUGUAUGUCUCAUAUUGGGAUUUCCUGGUUUUCGCUCUCAACAGUGGCGAUGGCUACCCAAUCGUAACUACGUCACAGGUUACAUUUUGGUUGCGUUAUUCAGUGUUCUCGAGACAUGUACAUUAUGGCUUAUGUGUCAGAGCAUUGUACUUGAUCCAGCUCUCAACGAUAUAGGUGCUGGUGUCGUUUGUGGCAUAUCAGCGUUAUCAGUAGGGCUAGCCUUUUUUGGUUUAAGCACAUCAUAUUGUUGUAGAUACCCACCCCCCGACAACCGAGUAGCACAUGCAGUCGAAGGUUUUGUCGUAUGAGAUAAAAAAUCAAAUAAUUUAGUCAAGGUGAUCGUUCUUGAAAAUCACCACUUAUUUAUUACGUAAGAUUGUUAUGUAUAGUGUAUAUAUUAUAUUUAUAUCAUUAGAAAGUUACAAUUAACUUUUAUUAAUUUCAAUUAAAAAUAUAUGGUUCACAAAAUGGCAUUGUUUAAGCUUUCAGAUAGAAUUUAAUUGUAAGUAAUUAGAUGUACAUAUUGUAAGUCAGGUAGAAUUUAUUAAAUUUUUUAUGAUUCAUUUCAAGCAAUAAUGAUAUUACAUUAAUAACUUUGUAUUGAGCAUACUUUGUUAUGGUUUUGGGAUAUUAUAAAGAUUACACCAGGGAUAUUUUAAAGAUUUAAAUGUUUACCCGCGAGCAAAAAUAUGAAUCAGGCUAUUUGUGUAAAGUAAUGAUGGUGCGUUUAGGAUAAAACUGAGCACAAAGGUAUUAAGUUGCAAUCAUGCAAAACGGUUUUGACACGAGGUAAGCGCUCAAAACAUCAAAACCCAACCAGAAAUAUACUUGGGAACAAUCAAAUACACAAAAUACAUAAUAGCUUUUGGUAUAGACGCGUUUGAGGAUAAUUUAUUUUUACGUUAAGAGUUUUUUCUUUGGGAUAGCAAACCAAUGGUAUAUAUUAUUUACACAGAAAAAUCGUAUGUCAUAUUCAAAUUAUAAAGUUUAUGUUAAAAGGAUAUCGAGUAAAUUGAAGAAAAAUACGUAAAAUACGAUUUGAUCGUAUUUUGGGGUUUAAUAUUGAAAUUUUAUACUUUUUUUUUUCUCAAACUAUUAAGAUUAAAUGAUAUACCAUAAAAACACGUUUUUGAGGUAUAAUAUAAUUUAUAAAGUCUUUUAGCUACAUCAAAAAAGUAUUUGUAAAAAUAAUUUAAUUUAAAGUGCGUUUUACUUUAAAGUCGAAAACAAUUUUAAAUGAUUCUUCAUAAAUGAAAACAGACGUGUAAUUAAAAUAUUGUAUUAAAAAGUUUAUGAUUUAUUUUUCUCGUAAAAACAAUAUAAAGGUGAGACAAAACUUACAAAGAGUCAGAAUAAAAUUACUAAUUUAAUUAUAUUGUACGUUAGUCUUUUUAUUAUCAUUGGAAAUCGUUAUAUUUAAAAAACUGAUGCGAUGAGACAUUUAUGUAAAGUUAUUUUAUUGCAAGUAAUAAAAACAUAACUGUUUUAAUGUGUUAUAAUAAUUUAACAUUGUAUUAUUAUAAUUUAAUUUAACUCAAGUUAAAAGUGAAUUUUUUGAAACUAUGCUAUAAUGUUCUAAACUAAAAAAUAAAAACAUAUUAUAUUUCAGCUAUUGUACUCAAACAUAUUAUACUGUACCGAAACACAUUGUAAAAAUUUCACUCAUAUUAAAAGUUGAAUUAAGUCAAAUUUUAUGUAAAGUACUUAAUACUUUUAUUUUGUUUUUUAUAUUUGUUAUAAAAUUAAGAAUUUUUUAUAUAUUUUUACGUAACUAUUUCAUAAACGUUUUAUUUAUUUAAAGGUGCAUAAAAAUGCAUUGAGAAAAAUGUAUUUAAAAUGAUAAAAAUGAGCAUUAAAUUAUACAAUUAUUAAUAAUAAUUUAUUUUUAUUACAUUCUCCUGGAUUAAUAUAUUUUUUCAAUGGAAACGACUAAAUAGAAAGGAAUUGGAUGUGUUAAAUUUAUUUAAUUUAGAUUUUUUGUUGGAAAAGAAAUAUUUAUUUUUUUGUUUACUCAUUAUUUCAAUGUUUAUUUAAUAAUAAAAGUUAAAACUAUAUUAAUAAAAUAAA